AUGGUCAACUCUAUUCGUGGCGCCUCAAAGGCUGCCGUCGCUGCUUUUCUGGGCGCGGCCGGUCUUGUUCAGGGACUGAGCACGGAAGAAUGGCAGGCUCAGUCCAUCUACCAAGUCAUCACGGACCGCUUCGCUCUCCCUGAUGGUGACUCCAAUGCUGCCUGCAACGACCUCGGAACCUUCUGCGGUGGCACCUGGGCCGGUAUCAAGAACCAGCUGGAUUACAUCCAGAACAUGGGCUUCACCGCGGUCUGGAUCUCGCCGAUUGUGAAAAAUAUCGAGGGAGGCACGAGUCUUGGAGACGCCUACCACGGUUUCUGGGCCCAGGACAUUUACUCCCUGAACGAGCACUUCGGCACCGAGGAUGACCUCCUUGCCCUGUCGGAGGAAAUUCACAAACGUGGCAUGUACCUGAUGAUCGACGUGGUCACCAACCAUAUGGCUUUCCCUGCCGACAUGUCAUCGUGCGACUAUACUCAGGCAACCCCAUUCAACUCUGCCUCUUACUACCACGACCCUUGCGUCAUCAACGACGAUGAUGCAGAGAGCGUGAUUAAGUGCUGGGAGGGCACCACCGGCGUGUCCCUGGCUGAUCUGCGGACUGAGGACACCAACGUCCGAGAGAUCUGGAAGAGCUGGAUUGCCGAUCUUGUCACCAAGUACAACAUCGAUGGCCUCCGUCUCGACACCACCAAGCACGUCGAGAAGGACUUCUGGGAGGAGUUCCUGGCCUCCGCCGGUGUGUUCGGUACCGGUGAGAUCCUCAACGGCGACCCAAAUACCUUCCCGUCCUGGGUUGGCGAUGUUCCUGGCUUCGUCAACUACCCUGCCUACUUCUGGCUCACCCGUGCUUUCGCAUCCAGCUCGGCCACCAUGAGCGAGCUCGUCACCGGCAUCAACGAGAUGAAGUCGCUGCUGAAGACCAGCACUUUCUCCUCUUUCCUCGAGAACCACGACAACCCCCGCUUCGCGUCGCUCACACAGGAUAUUACUCUCGCCAAGAACGCCCUCGCAUUCUCCAUGCUCAUGGACGGCAUCCCAAUCAUCUACCAAGGUCAGGAGCAAUGGCAGGAGUUCACUGGCGCCGAGGCCCCCUACAACCGUGAGCCCCUGUGGACCUCAAGCUACAACACCACGUCCGAGCUGUACACCUGGAUCUCGACCCUGAACAACGCCCGCACGUUGGCCAUCACCCAGGAUCCCACCGCAUACAUUGCCUACCAGGCAAACCCUAUCUGGAGUGAUGACCACACUGUCGCGAUGAAGAAGGCCGACGUCGUAGCUAUCACCACUAAUGUUGGAGAGGCCGGAAAUGUCGGUGCUGUCUCGCUGCCUGCCAGCUCCACCGGCUACAUUGCUGGCCAGGUUUACGUCGAUCUGCUGAGCUGCACGCAGUACACUGCAGGCACUGAUGGUGGAGUCUCCGUGACGAUGAAGGCUGACCCCAUUGUGCUCUACCCUGAGUCCAGGCUCAGCGCCAGCAACAGCACCCUAUGUGCUUAA
Molecule: messenger RNA, 1503 nt
Organism: Diaporthe amygdali
Lineage: Eukaryota; Fungi; Ascomycota; Sordariomycetes; Diaporthales; Diaporthaceae
Product: glycoside hydrolase family 13 protein
Exons: 2
Coding region: 1-1503 (500 amino acids)
Biological process (GO): carbohydrate catabolic process
Molecular function (GO): alpha-amylase activity; calcium ion binding
Source: RefSeq, a predicted model, not a curated record